Messenger RNA from Trichosurus vulpecula (common brushtail), 1578 nucleotides. Its product is annotated as keratin, type II cytoskeletal 72-like. The transcript has 9 exons. The coding region runs from base 1 to 1578 and encodes 525 amino acids. Gene Ontology annotation, molecular function: structural constituent of skin epidermis. The record is from RefSeq and is a predicted model, not a curated record. Gene Ontology annotation, biological process: keratinization; intermediate filament organization. Gene Ontology annotation, cellular component: keratin filament. Lineage: Eukaryota; Metazoa; Chordata; Mammalia; Diprotodontia; Phalangeridae.
AUGAGUCGCCAGUUCAAUCACUACCCCAGUGGGGACCGCAUUGGCUUCAGCGGUUGCUCAGCUAUCAUUUCCAGUCGGCUCAGCAGCAGUGCAACCUCCUUCCGAGGUGGGGUGAAGGGAGUAGGGGCGGCGGCCUUUGGUAGCAAGAGUCUUUACAGCCUGUGUGGCAACCGUCGCAUUUCUAUCAGUGCCACAACAGGGGCAUCCCGGACUGGGAGUUAUGCCCUGGGGCAUGGGGCUGGUUUUGGGGGAGGCAGGGUAAGCGGGUUUGUGGGAACAAUUUUUGGAAAUGCCGGGCUGGGGCCUGCGUGCCCAUCGAUCUGUCCACCCGGAGGCAUCCCCCAGGUGACCAUCAACAAAAGCCUCCUGGCCCCGCUCAACUUGGAACUGGAUCCUGAAAUCCAGAAAGUAAGGACCCAGGAACGCGAGCAGAUCAAGGCACUGAACAACAAGUUUGCCUCUUUCAUCGACAAGGUGCGUUUUCUGGAGCAACAAAACCAGGUGCUGGAGACCAAGUGGAACCUACUGCAGCAACUGGACCUGAACAAUUGCAAGAGGAAUCUAGAGCCCAUUUAUGAAGGCUACAUCAGCACUCUUCGUAGGCAGGUGGAGACACUGUCAGGGGAUAGGGUGAGACUGGACUCCGAGCUGAGGAACAUGCAGGAUUUGGUGGAGGAUUUCAAGAAGAGGUAUGAGGUGGAGAUUAAUAAACGAACAGCGGCUGAGAAUGAGUUUGUGGUGCUGAAGAAGGAUGUGGAUGCAGCCUACAUGAACAAAAUAGAGCUCCAGGCUAAGGUGGAAGCCGCAGCUGAUGAGAUCAAAUUCCUUAAGUGCCUACAUGAAGGGGAGAUUGCCCAGAUCCAGUCCCAUAUCAGUGAUACAUCUGUUAUCCUCUCCAUGGACAAUAAUCGAGACCUGGACCUGGACAGCAUCAUUGAUGAGAUCAAAACCCAGUAUGAGGAGACUGCCAUGAAAAGCAAGACUGAGGCUGAGGCCCUGUAUCAGAGCAAGAUCCAAGAACUACAAGUCACAGCUGGCCGGCAGGGUGAUGACCUUAAACUUACCAAGGCUGAAAUCUCAGAACUCAAUCGACUGAUCCAGAGACUUCGUUCAGAGAUCGGGAGUGUGAAGAAACAGUGUGCCAACUUGGAGACAGCUAUUGCAGAUGCUGAGCAGCGGGGUGACUGUUCUCUGAAAGAUGCCAGGGCCAAGCUGGAUGAGUUGGAGGGUGCCUUACAUUGUGCCAAGGAGGAGCUGGCCCGCCUGCUUCGGGACUCCCAGGAGCUGAUGAGCAUCAAGCUGGCCCUGGACAUGGAGAUUGCCACCUACAGGAAACUACUGGAGGGCGAGGAGUGCAGGAUGUCUGGCGAGUAUCCCAAUUCCGUGAGCAUCUCUGUCAUCAGCAGCACCAACACUGGGCCAGGAGGCACCGGCUUUAGUGUGGGCUUUGGUACCUCCAGCACUUACAGCUAUAAGCAGGGAGCUGCUGAAAUCAAAACCAAGGGCAGCUGUGGAAGCGACUACAAGGAGCCGAUGACCAAAGGCAGCAGCCCUCCAGCCAAAAAGGGCUCCAGAUAA